Molecule: messenger RNA, 1077 nt
Organism: Fibroporia radiculosa
Lineage: Eukaryota; Fungi; Basidiomycota; Agaricomycetes; Polyporales; Fibroporiaceae
Exons: 3
Coding region: 1-1077 (358 amino acids)
Source: RefSeq, a predicted model, not a curated record
AUGCCUCCGACUAAAGCCAGAGGGAACACUCUUCGACUGUGGACAAUGUGGUUUCGCAAACACGCUUGGCGCUACAUGCCCUUGGUGCAAGAACGCUCACGCGAAGCCAGUCCAGCCAGCGUCCUCCCCACGACGGAGACGCGUCAGCGCUCCUCCGUUGUUGAGCGAGGCGCAAAAAGAACAAUUGACACGACUGCGGGAGUUUCAUCCCGUCUGGUUGCCUCCCAGGUGUCGGGGAGUAUAGUCCGUCGAAGACAUCGCUAUGCCGCCGUGUAUUCGGCCACCGACAUCGUUGCUACGGCGGCCAAGGACCCUGACGCUCAUUCAUUCAUACACGAGCUUGCAAAUAUCCUCGGGAAAGGUGACCAGGCAAACGAUGCACGGCGCCCCUUAUUACUAGACUCAACGCCAGCCCCUUCAUUGGCAUCUGUUGACAUCGUCAGAAAACCUGCUAUCUCGCCGAUCGAAGCUCCGCUACCGCUUACAACGAAUGCGUUAUCGCAAAGGAUGUUACGACACAAACAACGAAUGGUGAUAAUGCGCCAGCGCUCCUCUCGGUCUCUGCGCAAACGCUCGAGUCAGUCAUUUUCGAAUGUGUCUGCUAGACGCUCCGAACACAACACUACGGUCAUCAUGCAAACUGCUAUUGUGCCAUCGACUGAGCCUGCCAAAACCACAAUAGCGUAUGUUCCCCUCGGACAUCCCCAGAGACCUCUCUAUACCGCCAUUCGCAAGAACAUGUCGCCUCCUGUGCCUGUUGACUUCGUACCCACUCUAGACUACACCUCGUUCAGUGCUGCGGUGCAAACUCGUGAGUCCAAAUCACUAGACAUCCCUCGCUCUACGACUCUUGGGCGCUCGUUCGGUCGGCACACACCUAUCCCUGCCUCCGAAUGGACCACUGGCUGCUCUUUGAGCGGGGAAACAGAGUUGCGGAUUACGCUUGCCCGCUGUCGAUCGGCAGACGAUGACAUAUCUGAUAGAUUUGUUUGCCCGAAGAAAGGGGGAGUGGUGAGAGAGAAGGUCAAGAGCCUGGGGAAAGGCCUGAAAGGCUUGUUCCUAGGGAAAGCAGGAUAA